Molecule: messenger RNA, 3412 nt
Organism: Clunio marinus
Lineage: Eukaryota; Metazoa; Arthropoda; Insecta; Diptera; Chironomidae
Source: the annotation of a GenBank genome assembly
ACCAGUAGCAAAAAUGAAAUUCAGUGAAACAAAUCACCAUCUUGAGGCUUCAUAGUAUUUACUGCACUACUUAAGAACGUAGUGAACAUUAAAUAUAUUCAAAUUUCGAUCCAGAUUACAAGAAAAAUUUAUUUCGUCACCAAUUUAAAAUCGCUUCUUUGUCUAGAGUUAAUCGUGAUCGGAAAAGAAUAGCAAUGGAGCGUUGGUGGUAUUUGGAUAAUGCUUCCAAUGGAAGAGAUAAAGUUCAAAAAUCAAAAAAGUCACCAAGCAAGAGAAGUGAUGUAAUAACUCAUAAAAAAUGGACCUUUAGAGUUCUCGUCAGUCAGCUUGAAUUGAAUGUUUAUGAAAAAAUCGCACUAACAGGAGAUUGUGAUGAGCUUGGCAAUUGGGAUCCUGAUCAAGCAGUUCUGCUUAACAAGGAAGAAGAAAACGUCUGGAGUAUUCAAGUUAACAUUCCUUGCGAUGUUGACGUCAACUAUCGUUAUUUUGUUGCUUCUAUCGAUCCUUCAAAUCAAACAAGUGUUCAUGUUAGACGCUUUGAAACGCACAUUAAUCCAAGGACAAUUCUUAAAAGCAGCGAGCCGCAAGAGUUGAGUCAGAGUGAAACGUUUGGGGUUGUUGAAGGUGUUGAAAAGUUCGAUAAAGGCUGGCUGACAAAUGAGACAGUGCUGGAGCUUAAAUUCUUUAACAACCCAUUCAACUUAAAGGAGCGUUUGAAAAACCGAUUGUUGUUUGUAAAGCUGACUGCAAUGAAUUUGCGCAUAAAUGCCGAGUCGUCUAACUUACAUUCAGUCAUGGAGGAGUCGUUGUCAAAUGAUACUCGAGAGAAUACCAAUGAACAGCCAGCUUAUGCAUUUUCAGAAGUGGCAACACUCAACAAUGACGACUUUAAUUUUCAACGUCAAGAGCAAUUUGGUCGUGUUUAUCAGAAAGACGAUAUUCUCGUUUUUCACAUAACUGUAACCGAACCAGAAAAUAUUGCGUAUCUGAUUGAUCUGUACACAUAUAAAAAACAUUCUGACGAUAGUUUGCCGCCUUAUCAUUUCGGUUAUCAUUAUUUACUACCAAAUUUGUUGAAGAAAUCCGAAGGUCAACUUGAGCUUCCGAUCACGUGUGCUUCGAAGCAUCGUCCAUUAGGGAUGAUGAAGAUAGAAUUUCUUAAAAUCACGCCUUUGAACGAUCCAAGAUGUGACUUGAAGAUGUCUUUCAUUCGUUAUUGGAAUGAAAAAUGGACGGGUCUUGAUGUGGGUCAUCGUGGAUCAGGAACUUCUUUCAAAGUAACAAGUGGUGGUAAUAUUCGUGAAAAUACAAUCGCAUCACUUAAACGAGCAGCUGAAUCUGGUGCCGAUUUUGUUGAGUUUGAUGUUCAAUUAUCUAAGGAUUUACUACCCGUCAUCUAUCAUGAUUUUCAUGUGUACGUGUCAUUGAAGAAGAAAGCAACGUUUGAUGCACAUGACAUGCUUGAACUGCCAAUGCGAGAGCUUACGUUGGAGCAAUUAAAAAAUUUAAAAGUUUAUCACGUUGUUGAGGGACGCAGUCGUGAGCCGAAAUUUUUCGAUGAAGAUUUAGCUGAACAUCAACCGUUUCCAGAACUGUCGGAAGCUUUGACAAUGAUUGAUGAGAAAACAGGAUUCAAUAUCGAAAUCAAAUGGGCUCAACUGCUUGAAAACGGCUUACCUGAGGAUAAUCACUCAAAUAUAGAUAAAAAUUUAUACGUCGAUUGCAUCGUUGAUGUUGUUUUAGCAAAAGCCGGCAAACGAAAAAUUAUUUUCUCUUGCUUUGAUGCUGAUAUUUGUGUUAUGUUGCGCAAUAAACAAAAUCUCUAUCCUGUUAUGUUUUUAACAAUGGGACAAACCAAGAAAUAUCCAAAGUAUUACAAUCCAUGUUGCAACACAAUCCAGAAUGGCUUGAAAUUUGCUGUGGCCAAUGAACUUCUUGGUAUUGUAGCUCAUACUGAGGAUCUCUUGAAGGAUAUUACUCAAGUGAAUUUGGCAAAAGAUAUGGGCUUAGUAAUUUUUUGCUGGGGUGACGACAAUAAUUGUAAAGACACAAUAAAAUUUCUCAAAGACAAAGGCUUGCAUGCAAUCAUUUACGACAAGGUAGAUCUUCUCAUUGAUUCAAAGGCGAUAUUACCUGAUGUGAUAAGAAAAUGUCCUAAAUCUUCAAUUGACAUGAAUGAUUGUAUAUGCAAAUCAAUAGAACUUUUGAGAAAUAAUUUAGCAAAUGGAGAUUUCGGUGAGAACUUUACGAUACCAAAAAUCGAACCAAUGUUUAUCGACGAGAUUAAAAUGCAUCGAGGAAGUGACUUUAAAGCGAGUUUCAAAAACUUAUUUGUUGCUGGUCCAAGUCAAUUUGUUUUGAAGAAUUUACGAGCAAAUGUUGACAACAAAACAUUCACUUUCGACUUAGAGUUGCCAUUUUUGGAGUUCAAUGGCGAUUAUUCCAUAGCUUUGAAGCUUCUUGUGAAAAUAUCCGGGAAUGGUAAAUUUAAGGGAGCAUUUAAAAACUCAAUUGCUAAAGUCAAUGCUGUUGGCACGCCGUCAUCAUCACGAGAAGGCUUCACAGAGUUUAAGUUGGUGGUGAAACUAAACGUUGAUUACGCAUAUUUUCAAAUGGAAAGUCUUCUGUUAAGCAGCUUUGCUGCUUCAAUUCGCGUUUGUUCAAGAAAUGAACCAAAUUUGAAUCAAUGUAUCAUUGCAUCAGUUAAAGAACUACAACCACGGUUAGCAUCGGGACAAUUAGACCCUGACUUUGUUGUACCUGCUCUUGAACCUCUUGCGUUAGAUAAUAUUCGAAUGGAGAGAGGACAGGAAUUUAAAGCACAUUUUACAAAUUUAUUAGUGACUGGUCCGAGUAGUUUCAAUAUCGAGAAAAUGAGAGUGAAUCUUGAUAAUGGAACUUUUGAUUUCAUUAUUAACAUACCGAAAUUGAACUUCGUUGGUAAAUAUAGUCUCAAGAUAAACAUUCUACUGUUGAAUAUUCAAGGUAAAGGUGAUAUGAAUGGAAGUUUCGAAAAUUCACGGGCAAGAGUCAAAAUGCAUGCGAAUAAAUAUCAAAAGAAUGGACAGACUUAUCUCAAGUUUGAGAGAUUUAAUCUUAAAAUCCAAAUUGGAAAGCACAAACUUCACUUAAAUAACUUGUUCAAUGGUGAUCCUAACUUAGGACAAAUUGGAAACCAAUUCAUUAAUGAAAACAGUGAAAUCUUCCUUUCUGAAAUCAUCCCAGGAUUGGAGAAGAAUCUCGCUGAGAUCUUUACGAAAACAGCUAACGAAAUUGUCGAGACUGCAAGUUUCGAUGAAAUGUUCCCAGAUAUUCCUCCAACAUUUAAUGUUUAAAUUUAAGAUUGUGAUGUGAUUUUAUGUAUGAUGCUUAAAAGUUUUGUCAGAAUUAAAGAACUUUGUUUUUCCAUUAA